UCCGAGCAACAUAGCGAGACCUUGUCAAAAAUAAAAGAAAGAAUGAAUGAAAGAAUUAUGCAGUGAUACUGCCCAGAGGAUAGCGUGCACGUGAAAUGCUUAACAGUGAAGUUGGUGCUCCUGAUGGCCGCGGGUGGGCUGAACCGGACUCCCAGCGCCCGAGAGGAGCGCCAGGGGAACUACAAUGCCCACAAGGCUCCGCGCCUUCCUCAAUGCACUUCCGGCUGGCCUGGGACUCAGGCAGAACAUUGGUUCUCUGUGCGGGGCUUGGUGGCGAGGAUUGGAGGGCGGGAGCUGUGCUGAUUUAGGAUUGGCAAAAUCGCUAUCAGCCCCGCCUCUAAAACCCGGAAGUAACCUCCCCGGUAGUCCCACGUGUAGCGGGGAAACAGGAGUUCGGAUGGCUGAAGGGGAUGCCCACCGGCCGAAGGCCGACUGUGAUUUCCCUACCCCCACAAGGCGAUUUUGAUCCCCUGAGUGCUGCUCCUGAGGACUCAGACCCCGAAGCUGCCCCAGGGAGGUCCCCGCUGCAUCCCACAACCCAAGCUGUGCCUCAUGGAGUCGAUGUUUAGCAGCCCUGCCGAGGCGGCGCUGCAGCGAGAGGCGGGGGUGCCAGGACUGCUCACUCCUCUCCCGGACCUGGACCGAGUGUACGAGCUGGAGCGAGUCGCUGGAUUUAUCCGCGACCUGGGGUGUGAACGAGUUGCCUUGCAGUUCCCUGACCAGCUAUUGGGAGAUGCUGUGGCUGUGGCUGCACGACUGGAGGAGACGACAGGGUCAAAGAUGUUCAUUCUGGGGGACACAGCCUACGGCAGCUGCUGCAUGGAUGUGCUGGGUGCUGAGCAAGCUGGAGCUGAGGCUCUCAUACAUUUUGGCCCUGCCUGCUUAAGCCCCCCAGCCCGCCCACUGCCCGUCGCCUUCGUCCUUGGUCAACGUUCUGUGGCCUUGGAGCUCUGCGUCAAGGCCUUUGAGGCCCAGAACCCAGACCCCAAAGCGCCUGUGGCGCUGCUGAGUGAGCCGGCCUGUGCCCAUGCCCUGGAGGCUUUGGCUACUCUCCUGCGCCCACGGUACCUGGACCUGCUAGUCUCCAGCCCAGCUUUUCCCCUGCCAGUGGGUUCCCUGAAUCCAGAGCCUAAGCCCCUGGAGCGUUUUGGGCGCUACUUCUCUCUUGCCCCAGGGAGGCGUCUAGAAGAGUAUGGUGCCUUCUACGUGGGGGGCUCUGAGGCCAGCCCUGACCCAGACCUUGACCCAGACCUGAGUCGGCUGCUUUUGGGGUGGGCACCAGGUCGACCCUUCUUCUCCUGCUGCCCAGAUACAGGGAAGACUCAGGAUGAGGGUGCCCGGGCUGGACGGCUAAGGGCACGAAGACGAUAUCUGGUAGAGAGGGCCAGAGAUGCCCACGUUGUAGGGCUGCUGGCAGGCACACUGGGUGUAGCUCAACACCGUGAGGCACUGGCCCACUUGCGGAACCUGACUCAGGCUGCCGGCAAGCGUAGCUAUGUGUUGGCCCUGGGGCGGCCCACCCCCGCCAAGCUUGCCAACUUCCCUGAGGUGGAUGUCUUUGUGCUAUUAGCCUGUCCUCUGGGUGCCCUAGCCCCCCAGCUUUCUGGUAGCUUCUUCCGGCCUAUACUGGCACCAUGUGAGCUGGAAGCUGCCUGCAACCCUGCCUGGCCACCUCCAGGCCUGGCUCCCCACCUCACACAUUAUGCAGACUUAUUGCCUGGCUCUCCCUUCCACGUGCCUCUCCCACCACCUGAGUCAGAGCUGUGGGAAACCCCAGAUGUGUCACUCAUUACUGGAGAUCUCCGACCCCCACCUGCCUGGAAGUCAUCAAAUGAUUCUGGAAGCUUGGCCCUGACCCCACGGCCCCAGCUGGAACUGGCUGAGAGCAGUCCUGCAGCCUCGUUCCUUAGUUCCCGGAGCUGGCAAGGGCUGGAGCCCCGCCUGGGUCAGACGCCAGUGACAGAAGCUGUGAGUGGAAGACGAGGGAUUGCCAUCGCCUAUGAGGAUGAGGGAAGCGGCUGAUACCGUGUGGGGCCGGAGACAUAGAUGGACUUAUGAAUGGCUGCUAGGACCUUUAGUGUUCCCUGCACCAACCUCCCAUCCCCCUGCCAAGAUCCUUGAAGGACCCUGGAAGGAGGGAGAGCAGGCAGCUUUCACUGAGGAUAGGAUCCAUCUCUGAUCUGUCCUGGCACUGGCACAAGCUAAGCAUAUGCCCAGUAAAUGCUUGUUGUUUGGCUGAUGGAAUAAAGGGCUUAGGGACUUCCCUGAGGCCUCUGGACCCAUCUGUCUUCCUGGGGGCAGCCCAGGACCUUUGGCCAAUCCCAGUUCCUGGUCUCCAGUUGAGGGUCUGUCCUUGUCAAAAGGCAGGUGCUAGACAGUCUAGACCAUGGUUUCUCAAACUCAUACCUGACAUUUGGGGCCAGAUAAUUGUGUGUUGUGGGGCCUGUCCGGUGUAUGGUAGGGUGCUUAGCAGCAUCCCUGGCUUCUGCCCACUAGACAUCAGAAGCACUUCCCCAAUUGUGACAACUAAAAAUAUCUCCAGACAUUGGCAAAUGUUCUCUGUGGGGGCAAAAUUGCCCUCAGUUGAGAACCACUGGUCGAGCUGGACCUGCACUGUCCAGUACAGUAGCCACUAAAUACAUGUGGCUAAACUUAAAUUUAAGUUAAUUAAGAUUAAAAGCUCAGUUUCUCAGUCACAUUAGUCAUUCAAGUGUUCAGACAGCCACAUGAGGGGACAGUGCAGCUACAGAAUAAUGCCAUCAUGGCAGAAAGUUCUGUUUGUUGGACAGUGUUGGUCUAUACUGACUCUUAUUUCUCAGGGAGAUCACAGCAACCUGAAUAAACCAGAUACCUUUUCUC
Messenger RNA from Cercocebus atys (sooty mangabey), 2859 nucleotides. It is a transcript of the gene DPH2, whose product is annotated as DPH2 homolog (S. cerevisiae). The record is from RefSeq and is a predicted model, not a curated record. Gene Ontology annotation, molecular function: 2-(3-amino-3-carboxypropyl)histidine synthase activity. Gene Ontology annotation, biological process: protein histidyl modification to diphthamide. NCBI's taxonomy places the organism in Eukaryota, Metazoa, Chordata, Mammalia, Primates, Cercopithecidae. The coding region runs from base 553 to 2022 and encodes 489 amino acids. The transcript has 6 exons.